AUGAGUUGUCUCUUCCCUUGCUUCCGUCCCAGAGCCACGCAUUCUCCCAGCGGCGCCGAUUCCGUCUCUCAACCUAAUUCCAAAAGAGGUCAUGACUCGAAGAAUCGUUUAUCAGAUUUGUUUCUCUCUGAAGAGAAAGCACCUUGUAUUCAUAUCAACAAAGGUCUCAAGGAUGAGGCUCAGCUUCUUAAAGCGUGCGGCACAACACCACUGAAACCGACUGAAAUUAGAGAAGCAUCUGAAAACCUGGAAACUCCUCAACGUGGAAAACAUUUUACAUCUUCCCAGUUUGAUUCUUGGAUCUCUAAGAACUCUGAUGCAGUGUUUCACUUGGAUGAGAAAACAGAUGAACCAUGUGAAGAGGUCUCAGAGCAAACUCCUAGCAGUUGCAUAACUGAUUCUCAAAACAGUGCAAAGAUCUCUAGCGGAUAUUGUGAUGCUGGUGAAGAAAGCAAAGGAAGCAUUGGUACUGCUUUCAGGGAUGGAGUGGAUAUAACCAGCAACGUGCCACUCACAGCUGGAAAGAGAAAUUCAGUGCGGUUUGAAUGUGAUUUGGAUCAAUCUUCCUCUUCCAGUUCUUCCAAGAACAACACUUCAAAGAUACCUGAGAAGCCUGGAGAAAGUUAUCUCUCAGAAACCUCGCAUAAUCUAACCUCAUUGAAGCUAGCUGAUGAGAUUCAAACUCAUGGAACCAUCUCUCCUGCAAAUAUGGAAUCAGAAACAAAGGGGAGACCUAGAGUUCAGGCUUGCAAAGUGAAGACAGACACUGAAUCUCCCUUGUCAGCAACUACUUGUGAGGGAAAGUUGGAAGACAGCUCAGCCAUCAUUUCUCCUGGGGUGAAUCAGAGUGAAGUGAAGAGUAACAAUGACAUGGCGGCUUUAUCUACCAUAACUUCUAGGGACAGGCCUAUUAUCGGAAUGGUUGCAGCUCACUGGAAUGAGAAAGAGAAAUCUCAAAUCUCACCCAAAUGGUGGGAUGGUAAUGGGAUACCAAACUCUACAAACAAGUACAAAGAGGACCAAAAAGUGAGCUGGCACGCAACACCUUUCGAGGAAAGAUUGGAGAAAGCGCUUUCAGAAGAAGGUGGCCAAGGUUUCAUCCCUUCAAGAAAAUUUGAAGUAAUGGAAGAGGCUGAGAGGGACACAGCUAUAUCACAGCUGCAUCAUUCAUCUCAUUCAGCGUCAAUCGUAUCAUUUUGAACGUCGUGUAGUGUACUAGUGUCUUUUGGUUUUCGUACAGAAAUGGCUAUCAUAGUAUCAUGACUCAUGAGCUAUUUGAUACGUAGAAGAAUCUAUAUAGCAAACUAUACACGGUGGUUCAUGAUUUCGUAUUGGCUUUCUAUUAUCUCACGUGAUAAUAGAUGCAGUGUCGUUUUUUUCUGCAAGUCUUGAAUGAUGUGGUUGUCAAGUGUUUGGUAUUUUAGAUUCUUAUACUGUAUAUUGUCACUAUCUUACAAAUUCCGUCUACCACUUUUUAGGCUGA
Eruca vesicaria subsp. sativa (arugula) is the source of this 1483-nucleotide messenger RNA. Lineage: Eukaryota; Viridiplantae; Streptophyta; Magnoliopsida; Brassicales; Brassicaceae. The record is from the annotation of a GenBank genome assembly.